Corythoichthys intestinalis (scribbled pipefish) is the source of this 5917-nucleotide messenger RNA. RefSeq names its product heparan sulfate (glucosamine) 3-O-sulfotransferase 2 (gene hs3st2). Lineage: Eukaryota; Metazoa; Chordata; Actinopteri; Syngnathiformes; Syngnathidae. The transcript has 2 exons. Bases 169 to 1242 code for a protein of 357 amino acids. The record is from RefSeq and is a predicted model, not a curated record. Gene Ontology annotation, molecular function: [heparan sulfate]-glucosamine 3-sulfotransferase activity.
GGAAGGUGGACUUUUGUGGACUUGGAGCUUCCCAUUCUACUGGGAUUCUUUUUAAGACUACAUUUUUGCUGCACAGAAGAGGAGGAGGAUGGUGGUGAUGAUGAAGAGGAGCUGUCAGAGGACGAGUCCAUUGGAGCGCCAUGCAGAACCUUGAGCCCCCAUGGAGACAUGGCACAGCGGUUCCUCUCGUCCGCCUUCAUGUUGACCGUCUCGCUGUCGUGCACCUACCUGUGCUACAGUAUCAUCUUCGGCCGCACCAGCGUCAUCUCGGGCCGGGCGUACGAGGGCAGCCGAUGCCCGCCGAGCCCCAACGCGGCCGGGAAGAAACUUCUCGCCCAGUCGGAGCACUGUGCCCGGCUGCGGGGGGUCCACGCCACAUCCGCCGCCGAAGCACAGCCCGGUAUUGUCGGCUCUCCCCCUCCUUCGACUCGCUGGGUGAAAAAUUCGAGUUCAACGCAAAGGUACGGGAAUAAAAAACUCCCCAGUGUCUUAAUAGUGGGAGUGAAGAAAGGAGGAACCAGGGCGGUGCUGGAGUUCAUUCGGAUCCAUCCAGAUGUGCGCGCUCUCGGGACCGAGCCUCAUUUUUUCGACCGGAACUACGACCGAGGAUUGGGCUGGUACAGGGGCCUCAUGCCACGAACACUGGAGGGUCAGAUCACGCUGGAGAAGACCCCAAGCUACUUUGUCACCAGAGAGGCACCACGCCGGAUCUCCAGUAUGUCCCAACAGAUCAAGCUAAUCGUCGUGGUACGCAACCCCGUCACCCGGGCCAUCUCGGACUAUACGCAGACUUUGUCGAAGAAGCCCGACAUCCCCACCUUUGAGGAGCUGGCCUUCAAGAACAGAAGUCUGGGCGUAGUGGACACCUCGUGGAACGCCAUCCGCAUCGGUAUGUACAUUCUGCACCUGGAGAACUGGCUGCGCUACUUCCGCCUAUCGCAGAUGCACUUUGUGAGCGGCGAGCGGCUCAUCACGGACCCAGCUGGCGAGAUGGGCCGCAUUCAGGACUUCCUGGGACUCAAGCGGAUCAUCUCAGAUAAGCACUUUUACUUCAACAGGACCAAGGGCUUCCCGUGUCUGAAGAAGCCGGAAAGCAGCGGGCAGCCUCGCUGCUUAGGGAAGUCUAAGGGCAGGACUCAUGUGCAAAUAGAACGGGAAGUCAUCGAGCAGCUGCAGGAGUUUUAUAGACCCUUUAACGUCAAAUUCUUUGAAACGGUCGGGCAGGAUUUCAAGUGGGAUUGAACAGGAACUUGUAGAUGGGCAAGACCUAAUACAUUGCCUUGAAAACCCUAAAAAUUUAUAAAGGCUGCUCCACAAACUGAGCUUAAAGUAUCCUAAUAGUAUUUACAGGAGAUACAGUUAUGAGACAUUAAUAUGUCGUGCACAAGCAGGAAGAAUUUCAAAUACAUUGCCCUGAAAUCUUUAUGGACAAAAUGAAUGAUUGAUUUCAUACAGUAUAUGUAUGCUUUUAUGUACCGUAAUUUUUGGACUAUAAGCCUGCGGUUUCUAGUCCAGUGAGGCUUAUUUGUUGAUUUAUUUGGGUUUAUAGGUAACACUUUAUUUAACAGCAGUGUCAUAAGACUGUAAUAUGACCGUCAUAAUCGUGACAUGACAAUAUCAUGGGCAUUACUGAAUGCAUAUGACAGAUGUCAUUAAAUGUCAUCCAGCAAAUUAUGUCACUAACUCCAUUUAUGGCCAGCUCGGAUCUUUUGCAUCCAUUCAAAAGUGAGAUAAUUUGCCAGAUAACACUAAAUGACAUCUGUCAUCAUAAUUAUGUCGUCAUAAUUAUGACAUGACACUGUCAUAAGCAUUUAUUCAUGCUUAUGACAGUGUCAUGUCAUAAUUAUGAUUGUCUAAUGACAGUUUUAUGACACCACUGUCAAAUAAAAUGUUACCAACUGCCAUAAUUAGCAAUGAAUGAAACAACAGGAAGAGUAAUUGAAGAAUAAUUAGCACAGAACAUUCAUUUUGAUAUUUACAUUUGUAGCGCUGCAAUGCAUGCCAGGAGGCAUGUUUGACAACAACAGUGUUGCAACAGCAGGUGGCAGCAGAGGUUGAAUGUCUCUCCCAAGGGAGCAGUGAUGCCAAAUGAAGAUUCUUGAAGUACAGAAGCUUUGCAACAAAUUGGUUUGAAGUAGGGCUGUCAAACGAUUAAAAUUUUUAAUCGAGUUAAUUACAGCUUAAAAAUUAAUUAAUCGCAAUUAAUCGCAAUUCAAACCAUCUAUAAAAUAUGCCAUAUUUUUCUAUAAAUUAUAUAUAUAUAUUCUGUAAAAUAAAUUGUUGGAAUGGAAAGAUAAGACACAAGAUGGAUAUAUACAUUCAACAUAUGGUACAUAAGGACUGUAGUGGGCAUUUCACUCUACUGUCAUUUAAAUCUGUCUAUGCUGUCCUCACAAGCGUCUACUUUUUCCAAAGCUAGACAGCUAGUGAACGACGCCUUAAUAAUCAGACUUCUUCCUUUUUCAUCUGAUUUACAAAUAAAAUGGCCUCAAACCAUUGUCCUCUUUAGACCGUCGUAAAACUACAAAAAAAAAAAUUACACAAGCAUUGCAUUAGCAACAACGUUAGCUUAGCACGCUAUACAGGCUCAGUAAACAUAAAAAAAAGCGUCUCAUACAAAAAAUAUAACAUUUCGCUUACUAACAUAAUAUGUACAUUCUUUACAACAACCAUACUUACAGACAAAUCUUGUCCAAGGAUCAUAUAAGCACAACAUUACAACAUAGGCGUCAGCCCGAGACGUCGUGCAGCCAUAUUGAACUGGCAAGAAAACAAUAAACCAUGUCGCAAAGCGACCACAAGAGUUCGCUGUUAGACAGCACAAAAAGCCUUGCUGUAAAACUUACCAAAAGGCAGAAUACUGUCUGAGCGGGCCAUGUGCGUUAAUUGCGUCAAAUAUUUUAACGUGAUUAAUUUAAAGAAUUAAUUACCGCGCGUUAACGCGAUAAUUUUGACAGCCCUAGUUUAAAGCUUAAUGGUGGUUCAUAUAGUCUAAUGACAGUUGAGUGAUGCCGCAGUCAAAUAAAGUGUUAAUAUAUUUUGGUGUGAAUACCCCAUAAUAGAGUGAGGACAACUGCAGCUUAUAGUCCAGUGCGGUUUAUCAAUGAGCAAAUGCUGUUUCCGUUUCAAAUUUGGUAGGUGACAGCUUAUCAUCAGGUACGCCUUAUAGUCCGAAAAUUACGGUACAAAAACUGUUAGGAACUUUGCUGUGGGAUUGAAUGUGUCACACAUAAACUGGAAGUGGUACACGUUUGAAUAUAAAUACUAAGCCCUGAAAUAUUCAUGAAAGAGAGAGGACAAAAUGAAUAUGAUCUCAUCCCAAAAACAGGAUAUGUACAGGAACAGAAAUUAAGCUUAACCCUUUAAGGGGCCCUCAUUUAAGAGUAAAUUAUGUAUUUAUUUAAUUAAUUAAAAAUAAAGAGAAUGACAGUACAUAUUCUUACUUAUUUUACCUUUUUAAAACAUUUAUAAUAUAAAUUGUUCAUUUAUGUAUUUAUUUAUUUUAAAAUGAUUAUCCUUUUAUGUUUUUUUCACUAAGAAAAUGGAAUGUUAAGAAAUGUUAUUAAUGUUUAAAAGUGUUAUUAACCAGAGUGUACAGUAUUUUAUUUUCAGUUUGGCUUUAUUAAAAAUGUUUUCGUUCAUAAUUCUAUGUAUUUCUUCAAGAAUAAACGCACAGUAUAUCAUUAUAUACUUAGAAUUGAGUCAUAUAGGCCACCUACGUAAUCCAACAUGUAAUGUCCACAUAUGUGGACGCCAGGUCUUCAUGAGAUUAUUUUUUAUAUGACCAACAUAGAACCUCUUGGUACCUCACGAUACGAUACGAUUUGCGAUACAAAGCUCACGAUAACGAUCUGACGAUAUGGCGAUACAACAAUUAUCGCUACGUUGGUCAGGAAAUCAUUCUAGGAUAUUCUACAAAACAACAACAACAAAAAAAAUCCAUUUGAACUGGGAGUGUGGCAGCGAAUGAACUCCUCCUAUUUCAAACGGGCCUAACCCACUUCUAUGUUCGUCAGUGGCAGCCAUUGCCAGGCAACAAGGUAAUUUUGGGCCAUUUCAGGAUAUUAUCUGUUGAUUUUCAGUCACUUCCUGUUGAUUUUGGGGCAUUUUACGGGUCACUUCCUGUUGAUUUUAGGUUACAGGACAGGAAGUUGCUGUUGAUUUCAGGUUACAGGACAGGAAGUGACCAAGGAAUCUCCCAAACAAAUAGGCAGUGACUCAAACUCAAAAGGAAGUGACCUGUAAAUGCCUUAAAAAUGAACAGAAAGUGUCCUGCAAAUGCCUGGAAAAUCGGAAAGAGUGACUGUGAACGCGUUUCGAAUGAACAAAUGAUUAUUUGCCUUUCCCAGUCUUAAUGGAUUGGGCGUUGAACGCCAUCAAUGGCAGCCAUUAACUGAGACACUAUCAUAGUGGAAGAUUUUAGUAGCAACUUAUUAGUGGUUUCUUUAAAAAAAAAAAAAAAAAUAGGAACCAACACCUUUUUAAUAACGAUAUCUCAAUUCUUGGCCUUGAGCGCAUCAAUAACCUUUUGGGAUGCAAUGCAUCACAAUAUAGCUCCAUUACGAAAUGUUGUCACACCCAUAAUAAGUAAUGGCCACUUGCCCAUAAAGCAGGUUUGUCCAAACUUUUUGCAAAGAGGGCCAGAUUUGGUGUUGUAAAAAUUUGGGGGGGGCGACCUUGGCUGACGUCCUUUACGUAGAAUGAUAUAUUUAAGCAAAUUUUAGCAAGCCAUUCUGUGUGUCACAUUUGCUUUAUGAUUAUUUUUAAUUAAUAAUUUCAACAAUCUCAAAACUAGCCUUUGUGGCGUUCUCCUUCAACUCUCGGGCUCUUGCGAAAUACUGCUGCUGUGAAAUUCAACUAGCUUCAAGUUGCUUCAAUUUCUCGCUACGCAUCUUCCCUGUAAUCUUGUUAUACAUGUCAGCGUGUCUUGUUUGGUAAUAUCGCCUCACGUUGAACUCUUUAAAAACAGCGACUGUCUCUUUGCAAAUGAGGCAGACAGUUGUUGCGUAUUUUAGUGAAAAAGUAGUCCAAUUUCCACCUAUCCUUGACGGGUCGGCUGUCGCAGUCAACGUUCUUUUUUUUGUGUUGAUUGUCACCAUUUUAGAAAAUUGGGAGUAAAGGGUCACACGUGGUAAUGUUGCUUAGAGUGCUGCUGCCUUUUAGUGGGUAAUUGAGGAGCAGCAUUUAGUGUGUAAGCAACGUCAAGUGCUGGUAGCAGUACUGCUGACCAAUUUAUUAAGUCUGUGUGCGGGCCAGACGUUAUUGAUUUUAAGAUAGGGGCCGGGGGUCGGAUGAGAUUUGACCACGGGCCGCAUUUGUUCUCCGGGCCGGACUUUGGACAUGUCUGCCAUUAAAGUUGUGACAUCACUCCAUUAAACUGAUCAGAAGCAAGUUUGCCAUUCUAUGAUCGCGCCAGCUAUUUCAGUCAUGUGGCAUCUUUAAAGCACCAUAAAAAAUGAAGUAUUUGACAGAGAGCGCUGCCCUCAACAUGACUCGAAAGCGCGGAUUUAAACCUCUCUCCCAGUUUUUAUUUUGCACUGAUUGACCAGGGAAAACUGGAGAUAUGAUCCUUUUAAUUUCAUAAUAGUAACUCUGAAGGAACUAUUCACUAUUCCAACUUGGAAAUCUUUUCUCCGCUAGAGGGCACUCAUGCUCUUUGGACAAAUAAUGCGUUAUUUCUGUCUUUUUUUUCUCUUGCCGGAAUUCAAUGAUGAUGACAGCUCCGAUCGGCCGCCUCAAAAUAAUACCAUUGUUUAAAAAUAAAAAAAAAAUCAAACAAAAAUAAACAGUUACUCAAAAUGUUACUUAUUACUUGAGUAUUCUUUUCACUGGAUACUUUUUUUUAGCUGUACUUGAGUACAUUUUUUUGGAUGACUACUUUUACUUUUACUUGAGUAAUAUUAUUUUGAAGUAACGC